AUGGCUUCCAGAAAGCGAAAACGGCUGUCAUUCUCAGAAAAAUACGCGAUUUUGGCCGAACUCGACUCCGGCGUGUCACGGAAUGCGUUGGAAAAGAAGUACGACGUCCCUCACGGUACUUUAGCUGGCAUCAUCAAAGACAGGCGUCGAAUAGAAGAAGCAAUCGACGCUGCUCUGCUUGAGUGGUUUCGUCGAAUUAGGGCCAAUUGUCCAGAAACUCCGAUAACUUGUCUGGAGAUUCUAACGAAGGCAACCGCAAUAGGAAAAGAGCUGAAAAGAAGAGAAGUUGCUGCUUACGAGUCGUUUGACGAAAAUUGCCUCGAUCUCAAUUGGGUGGAUCGCUGGAAGAAGAGGAAUGCGAUAGCAUCAAAGAAAAUGCACGGCGAAAGUCAAUCAGCUGACAAAAAUGCUGCAGCUGAUUGGGUGCAAAAUCAGCUGGAAUUGAUUCGACAAGAAUUCUCUGAUGACAACAUCUUUAAUGCAGAUGAAACUGCGCUAUUUUGGAAACUCAUGCCUGAUAGAACCCUCGCAUUCAAAGGUGAAAAGUGCCGAGGAGGAAAACAUUCUAAGGAACGCCUAACAAUUCCUGUCGCAGCCAGCGCUACGGGAGAAAAAUUGUCUUUAUAUGGUGGACCAAUACUUCAAAAACCAAAAGCAACAGCGCAUUGA
Molecule: messenger RNA, 669 nt
Organism: Corticium candelabrum
Lineage: Eukaryota; Metazoa; Porifera; Homoscleromorpha; Homosclerophorida; Plakinidae
Product: tigger transposable element-derived protein 6-like
Exons: 2
Coding region: 1-669 (222 amino acids)
Cellular component (GO): nucleus
Molecular function (GO): DNA binding
Source: RefSeq, a predicted model, not a curated record